Molecule: messenger RNA, 2849 nt
Organism: Durio zibethinus
Lineage: Eukaryota; Viridiplantae; Streptophyta; Magnoliopsida; Malvales; Malvaceae
Gene: BLT
Product: branchless trichome
Source: RefSeq, a predicted model, not a curated record
CUAGCGAAGAUCAAGAUACCUCACCAACAUGUCCAUUGCCAGAGGAGUAAUUCUCCAACCCAGGGAGGCCCCUACCCUAUGACGAGAAGUAGAACAUUAGUGGUCUGGUGGACCAAACCAAUUCAUUAGACUGUGUCGUGAUAUAAGAGGAAACAUGUAGCUCAAGGAAAAUUUAAUUCCUAUCUAAUUGAGACGGCGUCAAACUAAUAAUAACAAGUUUACGUAGCCAAAUUUUGCACUUGCCUCUUCAGUUUCAUCAGUAGUAAAGUUAAAAUUGUUGAUGAUAGAUUGUCUUUGAAGUUUUCCAUCGGCAAAUACAGUUUAACUUGUUGAUCAAAUCUCUCAUUGGCAGUUUAAGUUCCUGAUUGCAGCCAUAAAAGACAGGUGCUUCAUCUUUAAAACUAUCCAAUCUCACAUGGAUGUAUCAGAUUAAAACAACAGUAGUCUAUUAGUUUUCUCAGUCAAUUUGACCGGUUCCUCAAGCAUAAAAAGUCAGCGUACCAGCUGGAAAAUUGUGGCCUUCUCACCAUAGAUCCACUACUAGUGUUGGCAUCCAUCCCAUUAGAGUGGCUGGUUAGGAGUUGCCUUAUAAAAGCACAGCAGAGUUGAAAAUAAAACAGGGCAGAUAGAGAUGUGGACCGCUUAAAGUAGGAUAUAGAGGCAAGAACACCUCCCCUGGAACUAGUUUUAAUUAAGAUGAGAUGCAUGUGAUAUAUCUUUCGCUUUUACAAUCCACUUCUUCAAAGCAAAGUUCCAGGAUAAAUAAUGGGCCUACCCCAAUUGCUUUCUUGAUAGGGAAAAAUCCCCAUUAGAAAAAAAUUAAAGCAGCAAAGGAGAAAAGGAAAAGAAAAGCUACAAGGAAAAAAGCUCAUAUAUAGAAUGAAAGGAGAAGAUAUGGAGGAGGUAAUGAUGAUGAUUAGCAGCCCCGGUAAUCCCAGCAAUGAGACUAUUCCUCAAGAACACAUCACCACUACCACUUGCCCUAGCUGGAAACUUUACGACAAUCCUUUUUAUUAUUCUCACCAUCAUCAACAACAACUAUGCCAAAGUAACAAGCAUCUACAUCAAGUAAACCUCCCUCUCUCAGCUCGAAAGAUCGCAGCCUCUUUCUGGGAUCUAACCUUCUUCAAACCUUCAGUUAUGGAUUCUGAACUGGAUAUUGCUCGAGCCCAGAUCAUUGACUUGAAAGCUGAGCUAGAGUACGAACGUAAAGCGCGAAAAAAGGCAGAGUCCCUCAAUAAGAAAUUGGCUAAAGAGUUUGCCGAGGAAAGAAGGGGAAGAGAAGCAUUGGAGAGAGUAUGUGAAGAGCUUGCAAGAGAAAUUUCAUUUGAUAAAGCAGAGAUUGAUCGAAUGAAGAGAGAAUUUGAGGAGGAAAGAAAGAUGCUAAGGAUGGCUGAAGUUUUAAGGGAAGAGAGAGUUCAAAUGAAGCUGGCCGAGGCUAAGAUUCUCUUUGAAGAGAAGUUAUUAGAAUUGGAGGAGACUAAACGUACACCACUAGCUGAUACUUCAGUUUCCAGAAUUGAACAGAAGAAUAAAGAAGAUAAAUUACCAGCAUUCACCGCAAAUCUUUCAGAGAAGUUUUCGAGGUUAGUUUUCAAUGAGAAAUCUUGUGACAAUAGUAACACCGCUGUUGAUUCAAGAGAGUCAACAAGAUUUGCAUUGAGUGAAAAGUCAUCAUCCUGUUACGAUAAUAUAAGCAGUAGUACUGUCUCUUCAUCCAUGGCAUUUCAGCGGAAAGCAUCCCUAGAACCUGAGAAUCCUCACAUAAAACGAGGGAUUAAAGGGUUUGUCGAAUUCCCAAGAGUGGUUCGAGCAAUUGGAUCAAAGAGUAGGCAUUGGGGCACAAAGCUGGAGUGCCAAAAGGCUCAGUUAAGCAUCCUACUAAAGCAGAAGAGCCCCAUCCGAUCAAAUAGUCUUAUUACGAGUUGAAGAUAUCAAUUCCCUUGAUCAAACCCUUUACCUCUCCAAGUAAUUUGACUUCCGUUUUUUGGCUUAAAUUUUCUUUCUUUCUAUCUUAUUUUCUUGUUGAAUUGUUUCUGCUAAUGGGUUGCUGCCCCGAACCAAAAUAUCUUGUUCUUGAAAGAGUAGAGUAAAUAUAUGCUUUGAGUUUGUAAUUUGCUGUAAGGGUGUCAGGAUGUAUAUGAGUUUGUGUUCAUCAACAUUUAUGUGUUUGAAAUUGGAAAAUGCUGGUUCGGAACGGAUCUGAGUAAAAAAUGUGUUGGAAACUACAAAAAACUCAUUGUAAAGAACUGCUAAAAGCUCAUUUUUUUAGUAAUAGACAUCUGCACAUGCUGGACUUUAUUUCCAAGCCAUUAGUGGAUCUUGACAUAGAUAAAAGUAAUGAACAAUUUUUCGGUGAAACUUUGGGACUUAGGGUUUGGAAAAUUCAACGAUCUUUGGGGACAGAUGACAUGUGCAUUAAAACUGUUUUUUCAAGUGAAGUAAAACUAGUUCAGAAGUCACUUUCCAUUUCUUAGGAAUAGCAGGGACAAUAAUAAAGCAAAAGUGUGUAGGGUUAGGGAGCCGUAAGUAACAGUCGUAAUUCUCGUGAAAAUCACCAACAUCUGAAUCUGAUGUAUAGCAUUGAGUUGAGAGUGUAUUUAGAGAUAAAAAUGGUGAAUUUUAAUAGUCUAGACUAAAGUGAGUAUGUGUUUAAAGUUUUCCUUUGACAAAAACCAAAAGAUCACAACUGUUACCGAAGAAUUCUCCUUCAAGGGUAGAAUUUUUUUUUUAAUUCAGAGUUUAAUUUAGUUCAUUUAUGUAGAUUAUUUGAGUUUAAUUUUAACACCUAUAUGUCAUGAUUUCCUUUAUCUCUAAAUUAUUCUUUUCUCCUCUUAACUUCAUCUAAA